UUAAUAAACAGUUCUACGGGAGUUGCGUUACGAACGGAGUGUAGUCCGUUAUGUUUUUAAUACGUGCAAUUUAAAAAAAACAAUAUACAAUGACCAGGGAACAAGAAGGAGUGAGAUACAGGAGGGCCCAGAGUGUAACACGUGCUGAAGAAAUUAAGGCUGUUGAAAAGAAAGUUAGAUAUUCACAACCAGAUAAACCAUGUCAUUCGCCAAGAGAUUCUCUGUUCUCGUGGACAUCCGGGUUCAACAAUUUUACAGGAUUUGUGAACUGGGCUUUUCUCCUACUAACCAUGGGAAGUGUAAGACUGUUAUUAGAAAAUUUCAUAAAAUAUGGUAUUAGAGUGGAUCCCUUACAGUGGAUUUAUGUGCUAACUGGUCUCAACGAUGGAGGCAGUGGCCAUCCUGCUAUUGUUUUAAUACUCUAUUCAUUAGUUCCUAUCACAAUAUGUCUAGUGAUCGAGAAAGCAUUAUCAGUGGAAAUUGUUUCUAACACACUAGGAAUGCUCGUCCAUUGCUUGAAUCUAAUAGCUUUAAUUAUGCUCCCCAUGGUGGUCAUACAUGUAAAAGAUGGAUUCAAUUUAGUUGGUGCAUCGGCUGUCACAUCUUUUUAUACAGUUUUAUUUUUGAAACUAUGGUCCUAUAUUCAAGUAAAUAUGUGGUGUAGAAGGUCCCACCAGAAGAAAAGGAAAAGUAUGAGGAGAUCUUCAGCAUCUUACACUUCUAUCUCCAGAUCUGCUGACAAUAGUUUUGAUUCGUCUUCAGAAAAAUUGGAAACUAAGGGUUUGGUGCAAUAUCCAGACAACUUAAACCUGAGGGAUAUAUUCUACUUCUUAUGUGCACCGACGCUAUGUUAUGAGCUCAAUUUUCCUAGAACAGAAAGAAUAAGGAAACGAUUCCUGAUCAAAAGAAUAUUCGAAGUAGUUGCUGGAACACAAAUUGUAUUCUGUGUGAUUCAACAAUACAUGAUUCCGUCAAUAAUAAAUUCUUUGAUACCAUUCAGCAAUAUGGAUGUCACACAAACGACAGAGAGACUUUUGAAACUAGCGAUACCUAAUCAUCUAACAUGGCUGAUUUUCUUCUAUAUUACAUUUCAUUCCUACCUGAACUUGAUUGGUGAAUUAUUGCAAUUUGCUGAUAGAAACUUUUACUCUGAUUGGUGGAAUGCAAACAAUAUUGAUACAUUUUGGAGGAGUUGGAAUUUGCCUGUUCACAGAUGGGCUGUUAGACAUUUAUACUUACCUGUUGUUGAGUUAGGUUUCAACAAGACACUUGCUGGUAUAUCAGUGUUCUUUUUGAGUGCAUUUUUCCAUGAAUACAUGGUGAGUGUACCUCUUAAGACUUACAAAAUUUGGGCGUUCACUGGUAUGAUGUCACAAAUACCACUCUCAUCCUUCGCUAAUUACGUUGAAAAACGGUUUGGACGACGGUGGGGCAACCUUAUUGUUUGGUCUUCUCUUAUUCUUGGACAACCACUUUGUAUAAUGAUGUAUUAUCACGACUACGUCGUUACCCACUAUGGAGAAUCCCUUCUAGAGGAAUAUGGUCAUGUUUGAGGAUGGAAGAGAGUUAUUGUUACCAAGUCGAAGAAACAACCUUAUUAUUCCUAAUGAAAUGUGAAAAAAUAUACUUGUUAUUUUAUUGUUGUACAGAAAUAUUUCAUUUUAUUGAAGUUUAAAAACUGUCCUUAUACUACUGUUUUGAAGAAAUUUUUUUACUUAGAUUUAAUAGAAUCCAGGAAGCAAUGAAUUGUUACUCGUUCGAAAAUAAAUUUUUUCAUUAUA
Molecule: messenger RNA, 1781 nt
Organism: Harmonia axyridis
Lineage: Eukaryota; Metazoa; Arthropoda; Insecta; Coleoptera; Coccinellidae
Gene: mdy
Product: diacylglycerol O-acyltransferase 1
Exons: 9
Coding region: 90-1553 (487 amino acids)
Biological process (GO): triglyceride biosynthetic process
Cellular component (GO): endoplasmic reticulum membrane
Molecular function (GO): diacylglycerol O-acyltransferase activity
Source: RefSeq, a predicted model, not a curated record